UGUGUGAUUUUGACAAAGAUCAGAUAACAUUUGAUGGUGAUUUUUUGCAGAAAUGUGAAAAAUUCCAAAAGGUUCGGAUACUUUUUUCAUACCACUGUAUUAUUUUGCUGCAUAUUGUUACUUAUGGGCUAUUUUUACUCGCCAGCUAUUUACCCGCUUUUAUAAAAAUAUGAGUUUGCAAUAAUUUUGAAUUGCACAAAAAAUGAAAUCUUCAUUUGCAAAAAAUAGACGUUAAGAAAAAAACUAAGGUUAGAUCUGAAUUCAGCGCCCUAGAAUUACAUAAGAACAACUGUUUGCUUCAAUGCAACAAAUUCUCGUUAACCAGUGUUAUUAGACACCUAAGACACAUUUUAAGAGUUGUGCCCAUAUUAAUCCAUCCAUUUUAAAAUCAUAGACAAAUCCACACACAUGUCAAAUAAAACAUGUCCCAAAACAUUUUCAAAACAAAAAUUUCUAUAUCAUUGCUAGGAAAUGUCCUAUCACCUGUGAACCACACAAGAAUUGUGUUACCAGAAAUCCGUUUUCUGACCUCUCUGACCUUUGACCUCAUUACCCCAAAAUUGAAUCGCCUCUUGAGUGUUAUAUUACAAACAUAUCCUGCAAAUUCGAUAGCACCUUUAUUUGUUCUGUAGUCGUCCUACAGGUUUCACCUACAAGCGAAGGUAUUAAACAGCAUGAGCAGAAAUAGUUUUCAGAAAUUAGGCAGAAAAACAAAAAAAAGCGACCAGUCACACAGUUUAGUUUUCAUCGUUGCCACCCGUAUAAUUCAAGUGAUCAGUUACAGCUCAGCCCGUCAUGUUUUGUCUACGUCGGCUGCAGAUUGAAUUCUGUCGCCAACUGACGCAGACGCGCACCAUGUCAUUGGCUCGUCAGGGACCCCGAAAAAGAGUGCGAGACAGCCCCCGUCACAGUGUCGCAGGUGUGAACAUGAACUGAUAAGACGGCAGAGCAUCAGUUUUGUCUGUAGAUUUACAGUCCUGCACUGGUCACGCGUCAGUGCGCAGGGAUUUAGGGGUUAGUCCAAUCUUCAGUUUUGUUAUCAGUACAAUACUGUAGUUGUUUGUCUGUUUCUCUUUUUAUGUGUGCCAUUCACGGCUAUAGACGUCCAAUCUAUUUGAACUGUGGGGGCUCCAGUUCAAAUGGAUUAGACGUCCGCGUGACUCAACCUCAUUUAAAUUCACUGUCCUAUUUUCCUGGCAGCCAAUGAGGUAAUUUACUUUGAGAACGCUUCAGAAAAAAUAUAUGAAAGUUUAAAUAAUGGAACUGAGUGAACGUCUAUGUUGUGAGCUUUGUCACACUCAUGAAAAAGCUAUUAAAAGUGUCAACUCUUGAUUGAAUGAUUAUGUUAAUCUUAGAGGGUGUGAAGUGUGAAGUGUUAAAAAAGAAAAUGAUGAAUGAGUAACGACUGAAACUGUAAAAAGAGAUCCAAUCAGUUAUUGACGUCUGCCCCUGGGCAGGAAUUCAAGCUGCCCUUAUUCAAAACAAGCACUAGGUGUGUGCUUGCGUGUGUGUGUGCGUGUGUGUCCGAUCAGCCAAUCAGCUUACAUGUGGGCAGUGCCUUUGAGUAUAAGUGCAGGUGAGGAAACCUUGUAGACAGGUGUUCAACAGAAUCAUCAUGGCGUCCUUUGUCCCUUGCGGCCCACCCAACUGCGAGCUUCCGUCCCUGGGUGACUUCAGCCUAUACAGUCCACCGCCUCCACCCGAGCACAGCCGUUCCUCACCGCCAGACCUCAACUCUGGAGGAGCCUACUACAAUCUACAAGGUCCCUACAUCCCCGGGGGGCCUUGGUACUCCACGGAGAUCCCGUUGGGUCAGGCCCGUCCACCGUACUCCUACUCGGCCCUCAUCGCCAUGGCCAUCCAGAGCGCGCCGUUGCAGAGGCUGACCCUGAGUCAGAUCUACCAGUACGUUACGGAGCACUUCCCUUUCUAUAGCCGCAACAAAGCUGGCUGGCAGAACUCCAUCCGGCACAACUUGUCUCUCAACGACUGCUUCCGGAAGGUGCCUCGUGAGGAGAACAAUCCUGGUAAAGGAAACUUCUGGACUCUGGACCCAAACUGCGACAAGAUGUUCGACAACGGUAACUUCUGCCGCAAGAGGAAGAGGAAAACAGACACCGUGACAUCUUCUAAGAAACGUCGCGGCUCCUCGUCCGACUCAUCAUCCGAGCCCAGCCCCACGUGUCUCGGAGGCCAAUGCGGUCUGGAGUUUCUUGCCACGCCUGACUGGCGUAGCUCCUCUCAGACUGUGUUCACGCAGGUCCCGGAUGAGUCCUCUCUGCUUGCUCCUCCCCUUCCUCCUCAGGGGUUUGUCUACUCUCCAGGAGCUGUGGUGCCUCAGUGGGACAACUGUAGCUCUUCUCGUGAGGCUCCCGGCGUGUUUUUCCCUUCUCAGUCAAGCCCUCCUCACUUCUCCCCAUCGUCGCUCUACGCCGACCUAGAGACGACAUGCGCUCCUUUCUUGGAGUUCCAGGAGGAGCAGUUGGGGCAGAGGGACCCCUUCCAGGCUAACAUCUUAGGAGGACUCACGGAGGAGUUGCCGCUGGACUCGCUGGGUUUCCAGCAGACUCUGACAUCCUUCUGAUACAUUCAAAUGUCUGUUAUCACGGCGUGAAUGCUCUAUUUAUUAUUUGGGGUUUUUUGGGUGUUUUUUUACUAUUUACUAUUUGACGAUGAUAGACGUCCAUUCAUUUUGCUGUGAAU
Messenger RNA from Corythoichthys intestinalis (scribbled pipefish), 2703 nucleotides. RefSeq names its product forkhead box I3a (gene foxi3a). The record is from RefSeq and is a predicted model, not a curated record. Gene Ontology annotation, biological process: anatomical structure morphogenesis; cell differentiation; regulation of transcription by RNA polymerase II. The coding region runs from base 1616 to 2584 and encodes 322 amino acids. The transcript is spliced from 2 exons. Gene Ontology annotation, molecular function: DNA-binding transcription factor activity, RNA polymerase II-specific; RNA polymerase II cis-regulatory region sequence-specific DNA binding. Lineage: Eukaryota; Metazoa; Chordata; Actinopteri; Syngnathiformes; Syngnathidae.